Molecule: messenger RNA, 1312 nt
Organism: Lactuca virosa
Lineage: Eukaryota; Viridiplantae; Streptophyta; Magnoliopsida; Asterales; Asteraceae
Source: the annotation of a GenBank genome assembly
AUGGGUUUUGAGGUAAAGUUAUCAAAGAUGUCACGUGUCUAUGUUGGUAAUCUGGACCCAAGGGUUAAUGAAAGAGAAAUCGAGGAUGAAUUCCGCACUUUUGGUGUCAUUCGUAGCGUAUGGGUUGCAAGAAGGCCUCCAGGCUAUGCUUUUGUUGAUUUUGAUGACAAAAGAGAUGCUCAGGAUGCCAUCCGUGAACUUGAUGGUAAGAACGGUUGGAGAGUAGAGAUGUCACAUAACUCUAGAGGAGGAGGUGGUGGCGGCGGCGGCGGCGGUCGGGGAGGAGGUCGUGGUCGCUCCGGUGGUUCUGAUCUGAAAUGCUAUGAAUGUGGUGAGCCUGGUCAUUUUGCUCGUGAGUGCCGUGGUGGCGGCGGCGGUGGUGGUGGUGGAGGUAGACGUCGCAGCCGGAGCCGCAGCCGCAGCCCCGCUAGAUACCGCCGGAGCCCUAGCUAUGGUCGCAGGAGUUACAGUCCGCGUGGGCGGUCACCGCCACGCCGGAGUUUGUCACCACCUCGUAAGGCAAACUACAGCAGGUCACCACCAUAUCGCGGACGUGAUGAAGUGCCAUACACAAACGGAAAUGGGCUUAAGGAUAGGCGUCGUAGCAGGAGCUGAUUGUUAUGUUAAGGAGGACUGAGGAGAUGAAAGGACAAGUUGUUUGAACUCAAAUAGUGUGGAAGUGGAUGAAUUUGUUAUCUGUGACUGUGACUGUGACUGUGUUUUCAUCUUUCUAAAUUCUAAGGUGUUUAUGCUUCUACUACUACUACUUCUACACUCUCCGCUUCUCUGCUCUGGGAUCAUCAUUUGUGGGUCCCAGCUCACCAAAUUAGUCCUGUUUUUGUUAACGGCAUCAUAGAAAGUCUCUUGCCUUUAUAAUCUUUUUUCCUGCAACUGCUAUAUAGUUGUUGACAAUGAAAUAGUUCUUCAGCAAGGAGACUUCUCCUUGCAUCCUUGGCAGAUGAGACAGUUGUCAACCACUGAUUAGUUUUGCCACGACAACUCUUUAUUACAAAUACAUAAAUUAGGUGUUAACAUGGCAAAAUAAGGCACAAUAUUGUGCUGAUAUGCAUUGUGCUUUGAAGCUGACAUGCAUGGUUCUUCAUGAUAUAAGGGGGCUGUUUGAUAGUUGCUGGUUAACUUAAAUUUGAUAGUUCUACAUGUGAUAUCAAACAGAUUCAACUUAUUACCAAACUUAGUAAGAGGAAUAUCAAAUAGCCUCUAAUUUAUCUUACCCCAAAUCUAUAAUAUUGUGGAACUGGGUAUUGUUGUACAGUUUAUUAAAAUAAAUUAUUUUGAUAUAAAUAUUACAAAA